UUUUAGGAAAGCGUACCGCAGACGGACCAUUACACUUACAUGUCCGACUGCAACGCAGCCAAGUGAAGAGUCUUCGCAAAAUUAUUAUUGUAUCAGCUGGCUGAGCUGGUCGAGGACCGUCGCCGGGACACAAGCAGGCGGACCUCCAACCCCGAGGGGGAUUAGCUUGUGAACAGUUUUUAUAGAAACACCCCCUCGAGUAAAUUAACAACAUGGCGUCUCGGUCACCGUCGUCUUCCCCCGACUCCGCCACCGGCUCAGGUACCGACCCCGCUCGGCCCGACACGGGCGAGCCGCUCGGCGGGGGCUCAGACUCCGACUCGGACUUGGGCCUCGGGGAGCUGGACCGCGGGGCCGCGUGCGCGGGACUGCGCCUCGAGGGAGCCGAGCUGGAGGCGGAGUUUGACGCGGCGGCAGAGCGCGUGCCGAGUCUCGUGCAGACGGCCAGCAGGGAGCAGCUGCUGUACCUGUACGCCAGGUACAAACAGGUGAAGGUUGGAAAAUGCAAUACACCAAAGCCAGGGUUUUUUGACUUUGAAGGUCAAAGGAAGUGGCAGGCCUGGAAGCAACUGGGGGACAUGAGCGUGGAGCAGGCCAUGCAGGAGUACGUGUCCUGUGUACAGGCCCUCGAUCCGGACAGCAGCCACAUGUUCUCUGAGAAACGGGCGAAGGAGCGCAGAACAGGAUUUGGGGGCCCAGCCAUCAGCUCUCUGUACCAGGAGGAGAUGAUAAGGGAAGAAGACAAGAACAUAUUUGACUACUGCAGAGAGAACAACAUUGAGCGGGUCACCAAAGCUAUCAGCUCCGACAAGGUUGAGGUCAACGCAAAAGACGAGGAGGGCAGGGCUCUGCUGCACUGGGCCUGCGACCGGGGGCACAAGGAGCUGGUGAUCGUCCUGUUGCAGAACAAUGCUGACAUUAACAGCCAGGAUAAUGAAGGACAGACAGCAUUACACUAUGCCUCUGCAUGUGAGUUUGCUGACAUCGUGGAGCUUCUCCUCCAGGCUGGAGCAGAUCCCUCCAUUAAAGACCAGGAGGGUUCGCUGCCUGAAGAGGUCACAGAGUCCAAGGACAUCUCCUCUCUCCUCCGCCAGUACGCUGCAUCCAAGGGCUAGAUUAGGCCCUGGGUCUAGGGGCCUGGGGACCUUGGCACCCCUCAGAGCACAGCAGAGCAGUCAGAAAAGAACACCCACCUCCUUAGCAAAGCCCCCCCCUUUCCUCCCAAUAAGGUCAUUAUGUCCGCUUCCAUGGAAUGUGUUAAUCAUUAUUAAAACAGAGAAAACUGA
Molecule: messenger RNA, 1286 nt
Organism: Scleropages formosus (Asian bonytongue)
Lineage: Eukaryota; Metazoa; Chordata; Actinopteri; Osteoglossiformes; Osteoglossidae
Gene: acbd6
Product: acyl-CoA binding domain containing 6
Exons: 8
Coding region: 213-1115 (300 amino acids)
Molecular function (GO): fatty-acyl-CoA binding; protein binding
Source: RefSeq, a predicted model, not a curated record